GUUGCAUAUAUUGAUUAUCGAUCGGAUAUCGGAUAUAACAUAAUCAGAAUGGAUGCCAAAUGCGUGUUUACAGCGAUUAUGUUCAUUUUUCCCAUGCGUACAGCUUUGCGGAUACGUGUUACAGAGGAUCAAUGUGGGCGUUCUAUCGAUCUCACUGUAGAGAAAGUGCUCUACCUGACUACGAAGGAGCGGAUCUAGGGGAUAUUUUAUCACCUUGCGUGAUUAACGUGACAAAUUAUAACACUCGUGAUAUGAUUUGUAUCAAAAGUGAAAGAACAGUAGACUGGGAUAUCAUCUGCGCAUGGAUACUGAAAUAUUACAUUGGAGGUUGGAAGUCGUACUCUGGUGGAAAAGACUACACUUGUUCAGAUUUCAAGAAACAGCCUCUUUGUGACAGGAAUGAAGUGUCCUCAGUUGUGUAUCGUUACGCUAUACACAAAGAUGCUGUCAUCAAUCUUAGGCUGUUUACGAAGAAAUAUUUCUUGACUGUUACCAGCCCUUAUACGCCGUCACCUUGGUCGUCCUGGUCGUCGGGUAACGAUGGCGGCAAGGAUUCAGACUCUGCAUGGACAGUCAUUGGUGUAUCAAUCGGUUUAUUUAUUGUUAUAGUGCUAGUGAUCAGUUGUGCAUGUUCAAAGGCUCGCAAAUAUUCUACUCCCAAACCUCAGUAUGUGGAACCUGCCGUACAGUACCACGCUCAUCCAGGGAACCAGUAUGUAAAUCAAACAGAAGAGUUUCAAAACGAGGCAAUAUGUCCGCAGCAAUAUCCGCAAAAUCAGCAGCUGCAGUAUAUACCAGAUCAGUCUGCUUACGCAGGGUACCAAAUACAUGCGUCAGUUUGCCAAAAAGAAACAAGUCCAGACACUGUAGCGGGGCAACAGGCUUAUUUGCAUCCUCAUACAUCUGUCAGACCGCCUUCAGCGCCUCCACCUCCAUACCCAGGUUACUGAUCCAACGCCUGGUCAGUCUUUCGUACCUGGCCAAGCGACUUUGUUAUUGGAUAGAACGCUGGGUACCAGACUGUGACCAGCUUGUAUUGCGCGGUUUCAACGGACAUCUUUGUUUACCAACAAAGGCAGAUCAAAGAGAUGAUAAUAUAAGCGUGUACGACUUCUAUGUAAAACCUUUAUUGUAUAAAUACCACCAUUUUAGCAAAACGUUUACUUACAUGGUUUCUUCGAUUGGAAAUCAUUUAUUUCAUUUUACUGCUUUAAGAACUUUAUAAUUCAUGAAUGUUGUAUCUUUGAUAACUUUCACUUCGCGACGCAUUGGUAAGUUCUUCUGUGUCCAAUUUCUAAAAGGACGAAAGUCACGGCUGUGUCUGUACGGAGUUAUAUGAUUGCCUCAAAACGAGCACCUAACUGGUGAGAGUUAAUUGAGCAAAAGUAAAUUUGUUAAAAUAUUGUAUUGUGAAAUUGCUUUUGUGUGAUAACAAUAUUAAAUGUUCUUGUAAACCUG
This is a messenger RNA of Mercenaria mercenaria, 1458 nucleotides long. RefSeq lists its product as uncharacterized. Bases 60 to 950 code for a protein of 296 amino acids. The transcript has 6 exons. NCBI's taxonomy places the organism in Eukaryota, Metazoa, Mollusca, Bivalvia, Venerida, Veneridae. The record is from RefSeq and is a predicted model, not a curated record.